AUGAAUGCAAAUGAUGAAGAUGGAACGGACCAGCAGUCUAUCAAGCCGGUUUCGUCGCUGCUAUCACACUUCGAAAACCUCUCUCAUACCAAACGUGAAGCUCAGGAUGGGCCGGGAUCGCUGCUAAAAACACCGCCAGCGGCAGAUAAUGUCACGACAGGCCGAGUUUCUUUAGAUCUGCCUCGAUCAAACACAUCAUGUGGUGGUUCCCAGCGGCCGAGUCAGGGCUUCUUGCGGCCCCAACAGACUGGAGACUCCCCUACCCGACGACCCCAGCCACGCCCGCUAUCUAUGAACUUACAAUCGUCGCCUCCUGGACGGCCUAUAUACACUGCGGAAUCGUCUCGAGCUCCGCCGCAACCAAACUUCUCGUACAGCCAGAGCUUCCCGCAUACCCAGAGCCGCCCACCCCACGCUUUUUAUGCGCCUAAUGGUCAUGCGACAUCAAAUGAGCCCUCCAGCAGCCCUCCGUCAUCCUCGCGCACCUCUACACGCCCAACGACACCGCUCGACAGCCAGUCACACUCCGUAUCCAUAGACACCAGACGUACUACUCCAGUGAGCCAGCGUACUGGGCAUACCGGGAAGAGCACUUCGGUUCCACCUCCCGUAAAUAGAGCGGAGAAGCCCAAGAUUCCUCUUCGGAAGCCAGGUAUCUCACCCGGCCACGAUGCCCCAAGUUCGAAUACCCUUGCUCCGCUGCCGUCAUCCCAGCGUACGUCGAUGGAUGAUAGAAUAUCACCGUUUAGUACCCCUCCUAGCAGCCCGGAGAAAGUACCUGGAACGCCAAAGCUCAACGGAGUUCCCGAGCCAUUGAGUCUGGGUGACACUCAUGUCACAAGUCGAAUGCAACAGUCACAACCAGCUCCGCGGCCUUCACCGGGACCAAUCUCCAGAGAAGGACCUCCAGUAUCGAGGCUAACGAAGGGUAACUUGAUCAGUGGCACAGUUCCAAAUGCAAUAUCACCUCGUCUACCUCCAGGCUUCGGCGCUAAAGCUGCAGCCGCUAUUUCUAUCACACAACCCUUUCAUCGGCCAAAUGACGAUGGUGAUCAACCCGUCCGGCAGAAUGCGCAGGUGCGACGCCCUUCUCCUGCGCCACCGCGCAAGUUGGACACAUCAAGGGCUGCUUUGGGGAUGCAUAGGGAAGAUCUACCCAGUCCUCAACGAGUAGUAUCUGCUGUGGAACCUCAGGCUCAAAGCCCAUACAAACUGCCCCCUAGGUCAUUGAGCAUUAAAUAUUCUAAACCGACACCUCCUCCUCCUCCACCUCCUCGAAGAGAAACAAGUAAUCUCUCCGUCAAGUCAAAUCAAAGUACAAACCGCCCUCCACCCCCUCCCUCGAACCCUCCAACUCGCUAUCGACCGCCAGCCACUGCAACUACCAAUGAUAAUGAUGCAAUCAAGUCUCUAGAACAGCUCACACGCCGCCCAGAACCCGUUGUUGUCACUGAUACAGACAUCCAUCCGGAUGCUACCCAUACAAACCGUCGUCCUCCAUUUUUCAGGUCUGGAGCCGCAGAUGUGUACACUAAGUAUGAUACUCGGGUAUUUGAUGUGUGUGGACAAUAUGCAUGUACAACAGGUUUCUAUACUAGGGUUUGGGACCUUGUUACCGGGGAGAUGGUCAUGAGCUUGAACCACGGUGAGACAGUGAAAGGCUCUGCAAUUGCAUUUAAACCAGGCAGAACUGUUGAUGAAGAAGGAGCCAUCAUAUGGAUUGGUACCACCGCUGGGGAACUACAGGAGGUUGACGUCAGGACUCAGGCGAUUGUUAACACGAGGCCAGCUCACUCCCGUCGGGAAAUUAUCCGAAUAUACAGAUACCAAAAGGAACUCUGGUCUCUGGAUGACGAAGGAAAACUUCUAAUAUGGGCCCCAGAUGAGUCGGGUGCCCCGAACCUUCAAUACAGUUACAACCACCCAUAUGACCGCAUGGUAAAGGGGCAUACAUUUUCAAUGGUUGUCGGAGACACCAUCUGGUAUGCCUCUGGCAAGGAAGUGCGGCUCUACAAACCCCAUGCACAUGAUACCGCCUUUCAAGUGCUCACGUCACCUCUGGGUAAACACCAUUCAAGUGAGGUGACCUGCGGAACAAUGACCAGUAGCAACGGUGGUAUGGUAUACCUUGGGCAUGCAGAUGGCAAAGUGACAAUUUACAGUUCAAAAAACUAUGCGUAUCUUGGCACUGUCACCGUCAGUAUGUACAAGAUUAGUUCCCUAGCCAUGGUCGGCGACUAUCUAUGGGCGAGCUAUAAGACUGGCAUGAUCUACGUAUAUGAUAUCACAACGAACCCAUGGACAGUCAAAAAGGAUUGGAGCGCUCAUAACCAUGGGGUUUGUGGGAUAACACUUGACCUGAGCUCAGUGUGGACUGUUAACAAGCUCCAAGUUAUAUCACUUGGUGUUGACAACUAUCUUCGUAUCUGGGAUGCCAUGCUUGAGGAAGACUGGCUUGAGGCCAGGAUGCAAAGUAGAGAUGUUGAAUACUGCCAAUUCAAUGAAAUUUCAGCCGCAAUUGUCACCUGGAAUGCUGGUGCAACUGUUCCUGGCAAAUUACCAAAUAGCAAUUUCAUUCGAGACGCUAUUCACCCUGAAAGCGCUCCGGACAUAUUGGUAUUUGGCUUCCAAGAGCUUGUUGACCUUGAAGAUAAGAAGAUCACUGCAAAGAGUUUCCUGAAAGGCAAAAAGAAAGAUGCCGACAAAGAGAGGAUGAGUAGGCAAUACCGUGUCUGGAAGGAUUAUCUUGCAUUGUGCAUCCGUGAGCAUAUGCCGAUUAAUGAGUCCUAUGUCUUGCUCCACACUGCCAGCUUGAUUGGACUGUUUACCUGCGUAUUCGUAAGACAAGAAACGCGUGAAAGGAUUACGAACGUAAGCGCAGCGGAGGUCAAACGUGGAAUGGGCGGUCUUCAUGGAAAUAAGGGCGCACUCAUUCUCAGAUUCCUCCUGGAUGAUAGUUCUCUGUGCUUCGUUAACUGCCACUUAGCGGCUGGCCAAAGCCAGACAGCACACAGAAAUAACGACAUCGCCGCCAUUAUGGAAAGCGAAGCACUUCCCAGAGAACCCAGCCUGUCAGCUCGAAUUGAUCGCUAUACUGGUGGUGGAGAUGGAUCGAUGAUUCUCGACCAUGAAAUAUGCAUAUUAAACGGAGAUCUCAAUUACCGCAUCGACUCAAUUCCUCGAAACACAGUGAUUGAAGCCGUUAAAGCUAAUAAUCUUCCAAAGCUGCUUGAUCGAGAUCAACUUUUGGCCUCAAAGCGCAAGAAUCCUGGGUUCCGGCUUCGCACAUUCAAUGAAGCGCCCAUAACCUUCGCACCGACAUAUAAAUACGAUGUUGGCACUGAUGAUUACGAUUCAAGUGAGAAAAAGCGAGCACCGGCAUGGUGUGAUCGGCUUCUAUAUCGUGGCUUCGGUCGCAUCAAGCAAUUGGAAUAUAGACGGCAUGAAGUUCGUGUAUCCGACCACAGACCAGUCAGCGGCACUUUCAAGAUAAGAGUCAAGUCAAUAGUUCCAAAGAAGCGAACGGCAACAUGGGAUAGUUGCCAGGAAGAAUUUCUCUCUGAGAAGCAACGCCUGGCUACUGAAGCUAGGUAUAUACUCCCCACCUUUGUUUAUCGUGAUGGCAGUUUGACAUCAUUUACUAAUCCCUUGCUAAAUAGUGUGUCGUAUCUUGUCCGCUUUCUAGGACUGAGCCCACGAGAAGCUUAUGCCCUAAUAACGUCGCCUCCAGGGGCAUAA
Molecule: messenger RNA, 3738 nt
Organism: Trichophyton rubrum CBS 118892
Lineage: Eukaryota; Fungi; Ascomycota; Eurotiomycetes; Onygenales; Arthrodermataceae
Exons: 5
Coding region: 1-3738 (1245 amino acids)
Biological process (GO): phosphatidylinositol dephosphorylation
Molecular function (GO): phosphatidylinositol-4,5-bisphosphate 5-phosphatase activity; protein binding
Source: RefSeq, a predicted model, not a curated record